ACAUGCAUUGGUGAACAAUCGGCUCUUGAGAUGAUUAUGGUAAAUGGAAACUUUUUAUGUUGAGAAUAGAAUACGACAGUUUUGAUGGACCAGAUAUGGAAAAACGUAAAUGGUGAGAAAAUUAGAUGAAUGUGUUUCAUGGACGAGCAAACAGUAAAUCUUGCAAAAUUAUGGGAAUGCACUUAACCAAAGCCUAUCGUCAUCACACUUCUGCUCAACCGCCACGAGCCAACGAAAACGGUGAUGUCAAGCCGCAACAAACACUCUUGGUUCACAACAAGGCCCGAGCCAUGGUUGGAGUUGGACCAAUGGUGUGGAACGAAACUCUUGCAACGUACGCACAAAACUACGCACAGGAACGAGCCAGAGACUGUGCCAUGGAGCAUUCCUCGGGACCAUUCGGCGAGAAUCUAGCCGCGGGUUGGGGAACAAUGAGCGGUCCGGUUGCUACUGAGUAUUGGAUGACGGAGAAGGAACAUUACGAUUACUACAGCAACACGUGUGGUGGUGAAGAUGGAGUUUGUGGACACUACACUCAGAUCGUGUGGCGUGACUCGGUUCGACUUGGUUGUGGAUCGGUGAGAUGUAAGAAUGAUGAGUAUAUUUGGGUGAUUUGUAGCUAUGACCCUCCGGGGAAUUACAUCGGUCAGCGUCCGUAUUAAUAUGGCCAUGUGGUUUAAAGAACAUUUUAUUACUAGCUACUACUUUAUG
Molecule: messenger RNA, 711 nt
Organism: Capsella rubella
Lineage: Eukaryota; Viridiplantae; Streptophyta; Magnoliopsida; Brassicales; Brassicaceae
Product: pathogenesis-related protein 1
Exons: 2
Coding region: 126-662 (178 amino acids)
Cellular component (GO): extracellular region
Source: RefSeq, a predicted model, not a curated record